AAAGCAGCGGCUUGCAAGAACGGAGGGGAAAAAUGGCGGCGACUAUGCUGAGGUCGCUUUCCAGACUCGGACGCCCUUCAGUGAUUUUGAACAGUAACAUCAGCACUCCUUCAUGUGUUCUGCUUCAGAAGAGGUUGAAGCAAUGGCAGCCAGAUGUAGAGUGGGCGGAGCAAUAUGCUGGAGCAGUGAUGUAUCCCAGUGCCAUCACUGAGAAAUGGGCACCUCCACCUUGGAAUGAUAAGGACCCACCAGCAGAGAAGGAAGUGUCCAACCUUACCAUCAACUUUGGACCUCAACACCCAGCGGCCCAUGGAGUGCUGCGUCUAGUGAUGGAGCUGAGCGGAGAGUCCGUAAAGAAAUGUGACCCUCACAUUGGCCUCCUGCACCGUGGCACUGAGAAACUGAUAGAGUACAAAACAUAUCUUCAGGCACUUCCUUACUUCGACAGGCUGGACUACGUGUCUAUGAUGUGUAAUGAGCAAGCGUAUGCACUCGCUGUAGAAAAACUGCUUAACAUUCAGGCUCCGCCCCGUGCACAGUGGAUCAGAGUGCUGUUUGGAGAGAUGACACGUAUUCUAAACCACAUCAUGGGUAUCACCACCCACGCUCUUGACAUUGGAGCCAUGACCCCCUUCUUCUGGUUGUUUGAGGAGAGAGAGAAGAUGUUUGAGUUUUAUGAGAGAGUAUCUGGAGCCAGGAUGCAUGCUGCAUACGUCAGACCCGGUGGAGUUCAUCAGGACAUGCCUCUUGGUCUCAUGGACGACAUCUAUGAAUGGUGCAAGAAUUUCUCUAUUCGCAUUGAUGAAGUGGAGGAGAUGCUGACCAACAAUCGUAUCUGGAAGAACAGAACUGUUGGCAUUGGUGUUAUUGGGGCAGAAGAUGCACUCAACUAUGGCUUCAGCGGGGUGAUGCUGAGGGGUUCUGGAAUUAAAUGGGAUCUGAGAAAAGCCCAGCCGUAUGACAAGUACUAUGAGGUGGAGUUCGACGUGGCCAUCGGGAGUAAUGGCGACUGCUACGACAGGUGACCACACACGUCAGAAUGUUCUCUGUUGAAACAUUUUAAACUAAAGAGUUGAGAUCUACAGAAAGCCAAUAAUGACAGGAAAUUUAAAUGUAACCAGUAACCACAUGUUAUAAACGG
Triplophysa rosa is the source of this 1141-nucleotide messenger RNA. It is a transcript of the gene ndufs2, whose product is annotated as NADH:ubiquinone oxidoreductase core subunit S2. Gene Ontology annotation, molecular function: NADH dehydrogenase (ubiquinone) activity; quinone binding; NAD binding. Gene Ontology annotation, biological process: mitochondrial electron transport, NADH to ubiquinone. The transcript is spliced from 9 exons. The coding region runs from base 33 to 1025 and encodes 330 amino acids. The record is from RefSeq and is a predicted model, not a curated record. NCBI's taxonomy places the organism in Eukaryota, Metazoa, Chordata, Actinopteri, Cypriniformes, Nemacheilidae.